AUGGCCAAACACCCGAAAGACCUCAAGAAAGCAUCCAAAAAGAAAAUCAAAGGCAAACAACCAGAAAAACUACUCGUCCGCCAGCCAGUGCUGUUCUACUCGUCUAGACUCCCUCCACGCCCGGUUACGCAUCGUCCCAGGCCCAUAGCUCAGGCAGCCCACGCCUUGAGGCCCACAUGGAGAAGAGUAGUCAUUACCUGGCUUGGUUGGAGGUACUACCAUUAUGGACUUGCGAUACCCGUACACGGAAUGCAUCCUAUCGAGAUUCUCAUUAUCAACGGCAGUAUCAUUGCCGUAAUCGCUGCCAUUAUCUGGGUUGUUUUUAUACUCCUUCCGAUCCAGCUUCAACGAAUGCUCACGAUACUCUUCAAACGACGUUAG
This is a messenger RNA of Nannizzia gypsea CBS 118893, 381 nucleotides long. RefSeq lists its product as hypothetical. Lineage: Eukaryota; Fungi; Ascomycota; Eurotiomycetes; Onygenales; Arthrodermataceae. The record is from RefSeq and is a predicted model, not a curated record. Bases 1 to 381 code for a protein of 126 amino acids. The transcript has a single exon.